This is a messenger RNA of Cavenderia fasciculata, 507 nucleotides long. RefSeq names its product Rab GTPase (gene rab4). Gene Ontology annotation, biological process: regulation of endocytosis. NCBI's taxonomy places the organism in Eukaryota, Evosea, Eumycetozoa, Acytosteliales, Cavenderiaceae. Gene Ontology annotation, molecular function: GTPase activity; GTP binding. Gene Ontology annotation, cellular component: endosome. Bases 1 to 507 code for a protein of 168 amino acids. The transcript has 3 exons. The record is from RefSeq and is a predicted model, not a curated record.
AUGUCUAAUCAUACGAUAGGAGUAGAUUUUGCUUCAAAGAUAGUAGAGGUUGGUGGGAAAACAGUUAAAUUGCAGGCAGGACAAGAAAGAUUUAGAUCAGUGACAAGAAGUUAUUAUCGUGGAUCAGCAGGAAUAGUUUUAGUAUACGACGUAGCAAAUAGAGACACUUAUAAUCAUAUUACAAACUGGCUAAGCGAUGCGCGAGCACUUGCCAGCAAAGAUGCUACCAUUAUUUUGGUAGGAAAUAAGAGUGAUCUUUCAGAAAAGAGAGAAGUAUCAUUCUUGGAAGCUUCCAAUUUAUCAAUGGAAAAUGAUUUAUUAUUUUUGGAAACUAGUGCAUUGUCUGGUGACAAUGUUGAAGAAAUAUUUUUAAAAUGCGCCAAGACUGUGGUUUCAAAGUUGGAUGAUGGUAAUAUAGAUAUGGAAGGAUUAGGAAUUCAAAUUGGUGAUGGAGAUAGUAAUACUGUUUUAGCUUCAAACAGUGAGGCUAGGUCAUGUCAAUGCUAA